AUGGUAGAUUGGUACCCUGAUACGGCUGGAAUAUGGACGAAAGGGCAAGUUGAGGCAUGGAAACCCUUUGUUGAAGCUGUCCAUGCAAGAGAUGGGAUAUUCUUUCGUCAAAUAUGGAAUGUUGGAAGGGUUUCAAAUCAAGAUUUUCAGCCAAAGGGGCAAGCUCCAAUCUCCUGUACAGACAAACCAGUGAUGCCCCCAAUUGAAGCAAAUGGGAUAAAUGUUGCAAGAUUCUCUCCUCCAAGGAGGCUAAGAACAGAUGAGAUCCCCCAAGUUGUUGAUGAUUUUAGACUUGCUGCAAGAAAUGCUAUGGAAGUUGGUUUUGAUGGGGUUGAGAUUCAUGGGGCUCAUGGAUAUCUAAUUGACCAGUUCAUGAAGGAUCAAGUUAAUGAUCGAACAAAUCAAUAUGGUGGGUCGCUAGAGAACCGCUGCAGGUUUGCUUUAGAAGUAGUUGAAGCUGUUGCUAAUGAGAUAGGAGCAGAUAAAGUAGCAAUAAGGCUCUCUGCCCUCGCAGACUAUAUGGAAUCAAGGGACUCGAAUCCAAAUGCAUUAGGCCUCUACAUGGCAAAGUCCUUGAAUAAGUAUGGGAUUCUCUACUGCCAUACGGUUGAGCCAAGAAUGAGAACCCUCGGUGAAAAAUUUGAAUGCCAUGACAGUCUUCUUCCUAUGAGGAAGGGUUUUAAUGGUUCGUUCAUUGUUGCUGGUGGUUAUGAAAGGGAAGAUGGAAAUCAAGCUGUGACUGAAAACCACACAGAUCUUGUUGCUUAUGGUCGUUUGUUUUUGGCCAAUCCAGAUUUGCCAAGGAGAUUUGAGCUAGAUGCUCCUCUCAAUAAGUACAACUCAGAUACCUGUUGCACAUCGGAUCCUGUCGUUGGUUACACUGAUUAUCCAUUUCUUGAAGAAAAAUGA
Messenger RNA from Durio zibethinus, 909 nucleotides. RefSeq names its product 12-oxophytodienoate reductase 2-like. The record is from RefSeq and is a predicted model, not a curated record. Lineage: Eukaryota; Viridiplantae; Streptophyta; Magnoliopsida; Malvales; Malvaceae. Gene Ontology annotation, molecular function: oxidoreductase activity; FMN binding.